This is a messenger RNA of Spizellomyces punctatus DAOM BR117, 1088 nucleotides long. RefSeq lists its product as uncharacterized. Gene Ontology annotation, biological process: mitochondrial citrate transmembrane transport. The transcript is spliced from 8 exons. Lineage: Eukaryota; Fungi; Chytridiomycota; Chytridiomycetes; Spizellomycetales; Spizellomycetaceae. The record is from RefSeq and is a predicted model, not a curated record. The coding region runs from base 1 to 978 and encodes 325 amino acids.
AUGAGGAGAUCGGAAGACUCUGAUGCCCAGUCUCGAACAGGUCCCAGAAUUCUGCAGAUGGCGGAUAAGAAGCAAAAUAAAGUGCCUCCAUCCCAUUCAUUGGCCGCCGGGACCAUUGCGGGAGCAGUAGAGGCUACGAUAACUUAUCCGACGGAAUAUGUCAAAACGCAACUUCAACUUCAAAGUAAAACGGCAGUGAAGGCUUUUGAUGGACCAUGGGAUUGUGUGGUGAAGACAGUUCGAGAGCGGGGUUUCUUUGGUCUGUAUCGCGGCCUGUCAGCACUUGUUAUUGGGACAGCCAGUAAGGCAGGCAUCCGAUUCUUGUCGUUUGAGCAAUUCAAGAAGAUGCUCGCGGAUGAAAACGGAAAGGUCGCAGGACAGAGGAUGAUGCUAGCUGGCUUGGGGGCGGGUGUGACGGAAGCGGUAAUAGCGGUGACACCAACCGAGACGAUCAAGACAAAGCUCAUUCAUGACCAGAAUCAACCAAACCCUAAAUAUCGAGGAUUGAUACACGGAACACGAGAGAUUAUUCGCAGCGAAGGUAUCGGCGGCAUUUACCGUGGCAUGACGGCGGUUGUGGCUCGGCAGGGUGCAAACUCUGCUGUCCGACUCAGUACAUACGGCAUGCUGAAGGAAAAGGUCCAGGACCGCUACCCACUCGACCCAAUCACGAACAAGCGAGUCGUGCCGUGGUAUGUUAACUUCGCAAACGGUGCCUUUGCGGGCAUUGUCACCGUGUAUAGCACGAUGCCUCUAGAUGUCAUGAAAACACGCAUGCAGGCACUUAAUGCCAAGGAGCUAUAUAAAAAUUCUUUGCAUUGCCUGUACCGAAUUGUAACGGAGGAAGGAAUUCGCGCCUUAUGGAAGGGAGCGACGCCGCGUUUGGGACGCUUGAUUUUUUCGGGUGGUAUUGUUUUCACCGUUUACGAACAAGUUUUGUCAAUCUUAGAGAGGACGCAGUCAAGAGUAAGCGUGUAGAACACUGGCAUGUAGAUAUAUAGCGAAAUAGUUUUAGGUGGAGAUUUUGAACAUUGACAUAUUUAUUGUUUUCAAAUCAACACUGAUUCAAUACAAAAUGGGUACAUGUG